AGAUGAAAGGUAGAAAGUGUGUCUGAGUUGAUGUGGACGUGAAUUGAGCAGCAUGUAUCAGUGUGAGGACAGAGAGGAGGGAGUCCCUCCCUCUAAAACCGCUCUGUGUGGGGAACAUGAGAGCCAGACCAAAGCUCAGAGCCCAGAGCAGCAGCACUCACCAGACUCUGCUGGACCUGGACCUGAACCCAGCUGUGUGUCUAUGAAGAGUGACCACUCACAUGAUCGCUUUGUUGAUUUUAAAGGACGACAACCCUCUGCUGCAAAGAGAGUGGACCAGGAGAGCUCAGAGGUUCCCAGUGGUCAGUCUGGCCAGCAGCAUCAAACACAGCUGGACUCCAUAUUUAUGCUGCUGGAGGAGAACAUCAUCACUUUUGUGAAGAAUGAGUUGAAGAAGAUGCAGAGGGUUCUGAGUCCAGAUUACCCAGAAUGCUUAGAGAGUCAGAGGGAGGAUGAGGAGGUGUUUGAUGGUGAGGAUGAAGAGCAGAGGAGGAGCAGCAGAGAGGCGUUUCUGAAGAUCACACUGAACUUCCUGAGGAGAAUGAAGGAGGAAGAGCUGGCUGACUGUCUGCAGAUCAGAUCUCCUGCUAUGUGUCAGCAGAACCUCAAAUCAAACCUGAAGAAGAAGUUCCAGUGUGUGUUUGAGGGGAUCGCUAAAGCAGGAAACCCAACCCCUCUGAAUCAGAUCUACACAGAGCUCUACAUCACAGAGGGAGGGACUGGAGAGGUCAAUGAUGAACAUGAAAUCAGACAGAUUGAAACAGCAUCCAGGAAACCAGACAGACCAGAGAGAACAAUCAGACAAGAAGACAUCUUUAAACCCUUACCUGGAAGAGAUGAACCAAUCAGAACAGUGAUGACAAAGGGAGUGGCUGGCAUUGGGAAAACAGUCUUAACACAGAAGUUCACUCUGGACUGGGCUGAAGACAAAGCCAACCAGCACAUACACUUCACAUUUCCAUUCACUUUCAGAGAGCUGAAUGUGCUGAAAGAGAAGAAGUUGAGCUUGGUGGAACUUGUUCAUCACUUCUUUACUGAAACCAAAGAAGCAGGAAUCUGCAGGUUUGAAGAGUUCCAGGUUGUGUUCAUCUUUGACGGUCUGGAUGAGUAUCGACUUCCUCUGGACUUCCACAACACUGAGAUCCUGACUGAUGUUACAGAGUCCACCUCAGUGAAUGUGCUGCUGACAAACCUCAUCAGGGGGAAACUGCUUCCCUCUGCUCGCCUCUGGAUAACCACACGACCUGCAGCAGCCAAUCAGAUCCCUCCUGAGUGUGUUGAUAUGGUAACAGAGGUCAGAGGGUUCACUGAGCCACAGAGGGAGCAGUACUUUAAGAAGAGAUCCAGAGAUGAGGUGAAGGCCAGCAAGAUCAUCUCCCACAUCAAGACCUCACGAAGCCUCCACAUCAUGUGCCACAUCCCAGUCUUCUGCUGGAUCACUGCUACAGUUCUGGAGGAUGUGUUGAAAACCAGAGAGGGAGGAGAGCUGCCCAAGACCCUGACUGAGUUGUACAUCCACUUCCUGGUGGUUCAGUCCAAACUGAAGAACAUCAAGUAUGAUGGAGGAUCUGAGACAGAUCCACACUGGAGUCCAGAGACCAGGAAGAUGAUUGAGUCUCUUGGAAAACUGGCAUUUGAGCAGCUGCAGAAAGGAAACCUGAUCUUCUAUGAAUCAGACCUGACAGAGUGUGGCAUCGAUAUCAGAGCAGCCUCAGUUUACUCUGGAGUGUUCACACAGAUCUUCAUAGAGGAGAGAGGACUGUACCAGGACAAGGUGUUCUGCUUCGUCCAUCUGAGUGUUCAGGAGUUUCUGGCUGCUCUUCAUGUCCAUCUGACCUUCAUCAACUCUGGAGUCAAUCUGCUGUCAGAAAAGAAAUCAACCUCCCAGAAGGCAAACAGAAGAAAAAAUGUAUCUACAGAGACAGAUUUCUACCAGAGUGCUGUGGACAAGGCCUUACAGAGUCCAAAUGGACACCUGGACUUGUUCCUCCGCUUCCUCCUGGGUCUUUCACAGCAGACCAAUCAGACUCUCCUACGAGGCCUGCUGACACAGACAGGAAGUGGCUCAGAGACCAAUCAGGAAACAAUCCAGUACAUCAAGAAGAGGAUCGAAGAGGCUUCCUCUGCUGAGAAAAGCAUCAACCUGUUCCACUGUCUGAAUGAACUGAAUGAUCAUUCUCUAGUGGAGGAGAUCCAACAGUCCCUGAGAUCAGGACGUCUGUCCACAGACAGACUGUCUCCUGCUCAGUGGUCAGCUCUGGUCUUCAUCUUACUGUCAUCAGAGAAAGAUCUGGACGUGUUUGACCUGAAGAAAUACUCUGCUUCAGAGGAGGCUCUUCUGAGGCUGCUGCCAGUGAUCAAAGCCUCUAACAAAGCUCUACUGAGUGGCUGUAACCUCUCAGAGAGAAGCUGUGAAGCUCUGUCCUCAGUUCUCAGCUGCCAGUCCUCUAGUCUGAGAGAUCUGGACCUGGGUAACAACAACCUGCAGGAUUCAGGAGUGAAGCUUCUGUCUGUUGGACUAAAGAGUCCACACUGUGUACUGAAAACUCUCAGUCUGUCAGGCUGUCUGAUCACAGAGGAAGGCUGUGCUUCUCUGGCCUCAGCUCUGAGCUCCAACCCCUCCCAUCUGAGAGAGCUGGACCUGAGCUACAAUCAUCCAGGAGACUCAGGAGUGAAGCGACUGCGUGCUGGACUGGAGGAUCCAGACUGGAGACUGGACACUCUCAGGGUGGAGCCUGCUGGAGUCCGAUGGUUGAGUCCAGGUCUGAGGAAGUAUUCCUGUCAACUCACAAUCGACACAAACACAGUAAACACAAAAAUCAAACUGUCUGACAACAACAGGAAGAUGACACGUGUGGAGGAGGAUCAGUCAUAUCCUGAUCAUCCAGACAGAUUUGAUCACUGGCCUCUGCUGCUGUGUAGAACUGAUCUGACUGGUUGCUGUUACUGGGAGGUUGAGUGGAAAGGAGAGGUUUAUGUCUCAGUGAGUUACAGAGGAAUCAGAAGGAAAGGAGCCAGUGAAGACUGCAGGUUUGGAAGGAACGAUCAGUCCUGGAGUCUGUUCUGCUCUGAUACUUAUGGUUUCUCUGUCUGUCACAAUGACAGAGAAACUUAUAUCUCCUCCUCCUCUGUCUCUGUCUCUGACAGAGUAGCAGUGUAUGUAGACUAUCCUGCUGGCUCUGUGUCCUUCUACAGAGUCUCCUCUGACUCACUGAUCCACCUCUACACCUUCAACACCACAUUCACUGAACCUCUUUAUCCUGGGUUUGGGUUUAGGUUGUCGCGGUGGGAUUCCUCCCUGUCUCUGUGUUCAGUGUAGCAGAGUCUCCUCCUGUCAGAGAAACUUUCUCUCUUGAACAGAUGGUUCAGUUUGUUCAUGUCUGUCUCUUUUACACACACAUGAAAUGGGGAAAGGAGAGAAGCUGACAUUAAGACAUUACAUAUAUUUCAAUCUAUCAUAUUGCUCUGGAACAUUAUUUGUGUUUAAACAGUGUUUAAAGUAAAUGUGAGUUGUUAUAUUAUUUAUACAUGUCUAAAUAUCAUUUGAAACAUAUAUAACUUUUGCUCAGGAUUUUUUCAAACAAAUCCGUCUGUUGGAAUGCUCGACAGAUCUGAAUGUCACAGGUUGUUUAAUGAUUGAGUCAACUUAGUAAGCAUCAUACUGAUUAUGUAUGCAAGAGUAAAAGGAUUGUAUUGUUAUGUUAAAUUAUACACACAAUUAUACAUCACUUUAUUUGUUUAACCAUAUAGUCUAAUAACAUUAUUUAUUGUCACUUUUAGUUUUUACUGGGUUCUUGUGUUCAGAGUGUCUUUUUUUUUUUUUUUUUUUUUUUUUUUGGUUGCAGUUAAUUUAUGAGUGCUUGAAUAAAAUCCACCAUAACAGUAGUUGUUUUGUUUUCUUUCUGUGUGUGUGUGUGUGUGUGUGUGUGUGUGUGUGUGUGUGUGUGCAUUGGUUAGCACUGUUGGUUAAGUGAUAACUCUAAAUUGCCUGUAGUUAUGAGAGAUUGUUAAACUGCUAUAAAUACUGAUUUCAAUACUGCUACUGAUCGUUGUUAUGUCAUCAAUAAUAAGAAAAUAGACAUAUCUUAAUUUACAGAAACCUUCUUUCUUUCCAAAUAAAUUAUUUUUGGUGCAUUA
Lates calcarifer (barramundi perch) is the source of this 4137-nucleotide messenger RNA. RefSeq names its product NLR family CARD domain-containing protein 3-like. Gene Ontology annotation, molecular function: protein binding. The record is from RefSeq and is a predicted model, not a curated record. NCBI's taxonomy places the organism in Eukaryota, Metazoa, Chordata, Actinopteri, Centropomidae.